Chanos chanos (milkfish) is the source of this 648-nucleotide messenger RNA. RefSeq names its product complement factor H-related protein 3-like. The transcript has 3 exons. The coding region runs from base 86 to 520 and encodes 144 amino acids. NCBI's taxonomy places the organism in Eukaryota, Metazoa, Chordata, Actinopteri, Gonorynchiformes, Chanidae. The record is from RefSeq and is a predicted model, not a curated record.
CAGUUUGUUUAGUGUACCAGGUACCUCAGUUACCCUCAGUCAACCAACUGUUUCGUUUGUAAAUGACAUAGAAAACAGAACAGAAAUGAAUUUGGGUUACCUUGUUUUUGGUCUUAUUCUGUUUGCUUCAGCUGCAGGCAAAGAAAAAAGGCGCUGCGGUCUGCCACCGGCUGCUGAGUCUGCAGAUGUCAUCGAUUUUGUGAAAGACCAGUAUGAGGAUGGGGAAAGAGUGACAUAUAAAUGCAAGACGUACUACAAAAUCUCUGGAAAUCCCUACAUGACCUGCAGUGAUGGCCAAUGGACAGGAACAAUAAGAUGCAUGAAGCCCUGUACAGUCACAACUGAGGAAAUGGAUCAGAAUAACAUACACCUGGCCCAUGGUCGCCACAGAAAAAUGUACUCAGAACAUUUGGAUUUUAUCUCCUUCAAAUGCAAUUGGUGGAAAUCUCUGCAGGCAGGCAGUCCUGGCCUCCGACAGCAGUGUAUGGACGGCAUUAUGACUUUGCCUCGUUGUGCCUAAUUUUGGUCUUUCUUACACUGAUUUAGUCGAGUGUUUCUAAAUAAACUUGGUGAAGAAUCUAAACCUUACUCAAAAUGAUAGGAUUGUAUUUUUGCUCCAUGUAGAAAUAAAAGAUUACUUUACAAUCA